UUGUCCACACAUACACACUCCCGCCAUAUUCAAAACAUGUCGUCUAUUUUGAUGGAAAUCUAAACGAAUAAUGCACCUGUAAUAUUGUAUGUGAUGGAUAUUAUCGACGAAGACUUUGGUGCCAUUAACGAAAAGCAUCAACAGAUUCUGGUAUGGCUGGAGCAGAUGUAUGGUGGGGAGUCGGUGCCACAAUUCGAACUCAACCAGAAGACAAUCAGCAUCUUGUACAAACUGAUGCAAGAAAACCAGCUGCAGGACAAGAAUUGCCAGCUGGUCAUAGAUGACCUGCGCCAGAAAGCGGCGGAGUACGGAGUGGAAGCUCAGAGGCUGUCUCGGGUAGUGAAGGAUGUGAACCUCAGUCAGGGAUGUCUCUCCCAGUCCGGGGUGACCAGCCUCCGCACCCUCGCCAACCUUGCGCUCCUCUUGGACGUCCGAGAUGCCUCCGACACAAGCUACCUACUGGCACUCCAGAACCUGUCCAGUGACCUGAUGAAGACAGCCGAGACGAGGAAACAGGAGGAGACAUGUCUGGCAGAGUUCACACAAAAGUCAAAGGCUGCCCUGCACAAAUACAAUUCAUUACUCAAAACUCUGCAUCACUUGGAGGAGAAAAGUGUCACACAGCGUCCAGAGACUGAGAAGAGACGGAAGAAAGUGAGCUUCUUCGUCGACAAGGCCAAGCAGUACAAGGGUUCCAUGCAGAAACUUCAGGUGGAACUAACCAGGGUGGGAGCUGACCCCUCACUGUACCACCAGACACUGGUGAGGAAAUCUGAGGAACUCCAGGCUCUGAAGCAGAAAAUAGCCCCUCUGAGAACAAAAUUGCAGAUGUACUAUGAUCUGCCACCUGAUUUAUCGCAGACCAAGGUGAAGAUAGAAGAACUCAAACAGCAAGUGAGUGCAUUGGAAGGUGAGCUGACAAGAAGAAUUGACCUGAUGCAUCUAUAGCAAGAUGAGGACAGCUGGACACUUUCUUGCUAUUUCAUUCUUAAUGUUUGACCAGACAAUUGUAUAUUUAUUUGUAUAUAUGAUGUUAUCCUACCUCCAGACCCGCUGUGUGAUGGCGGCACGCUUGAAUAAAGGAAAUUAUUGCUUCA
Messenger RNA from Haliotis rufescens (red abalone), 1097 nucleotides. RefSeq names its product HAUS augmin-like complex subunit 1. The coding region runs from base 94 to 948 and encodes 284 amino acids. NCBI's taxonomy places the organism in Eukaryota, Metazoa, Mollusca, Gastropoda, Lepetellida, Haliotidae. Gene Ontology annotation, cellular component: cytosol; HAUS complex. The record is from RefSeq and is a predicted model, not a curated record. Gene Ontology annotation, biological process: centrosome cycle; spindle assembly. The transcript is spliced from 9 exons.